AUGACGGACGAAGAGUGGAAAGAGUCGGGAGCGGCUUCGGACGCGCCGUUACCUCCUCCACCCCCUCCUCCUCCACCUCCACAAGGACAUUCAGAAGACGGUAUGAAGCAAAAGAGAUGCUCAAUACAAAUGUCUAAUUCGACGCCCAAGCACAGGAAUAAAAAAAAGAUUUUCACGACACUUAUGGAGAGCCAAGAGGAAUAUAGGAAACGUCUGCAGCAGGAACAGCAUGGUCUUAAGCGCAAGAAGAGCGGGGAACCCGAUCACGGCUCCAUGUCAACGAGAGGAGCAGGUCUCGGUUCACUUGCUCGCCAUGGGAGUUUGACCCAGGACCAAAUCAAGCGAGCACGACAGAGCUCUGCUACAAGUACAGACUCGUCCGAAUCUGGAAAGGUGAAUCGACUGGGUAGUCGCUUUCCUAAGAAUGUCACGAAAGGAUCGAAACUGUUGCAAAAAUUUGGUAGCCGUACAUAG
This is a messenger RNA of Peronospora belbahrii, 474 nucleotides long. NCBI's taxonomy places the organism in Eukaryota, Oomycota, Peronosporomycetes, Peronosporales, Peronosporaceae. The record is from the annotation of a GenBank genome assembly.